UCUCUCACUAUCUGUUUCUUUCCAGGAGGGUCCGACAGCAAUAAGGGUAAAAGCAAAAAAUGGCGCAAAAUCCUCCAGUUUCCACACAUAUCGCAAUGUAUAGAUCUCAAGAACAAAAUAGAUGUAAGUUACGGUUACGUAGUUGAUCAGCAGCCAAUCGGGCGGGAGCUGUUUUUCCAGUUCUGCAAAGUUAAGCGACCGCAGUACUACCGGUAUAUCUCCUUUCUGGAAGAUACGACGAGGUACGAAAUCGCUGCCGAUGAGAUCCGUGUGGAGCUGGCGUACAAUGUGGCCAAGCGGUACCUGGGUCUGUGCACCCAGGACGGGCACGCCACCGAGGACACCGGCGGUGGAGGCCGCGGCGAUGACGGCGACGACGGGAAGUGCGACGACGACAGCGGAAUCGGUGGCGACACCAAAAAGCUCAGCAACCACGAUGACCCGAUCACGGCGGAGAAGAAGAGCCUGGCCGGGUCGAACUCGUUGACCAACUCGAACGCAGCAGUGGUGGUGGCGGCGCCCGGCAGCAAAGGUGCUACGGUCAACAACAGCACCGCCAACAAUGCCAUCAAGAAGUGCUCCAGUGGUGGUGGUGACGCCAGCAACGACGAGGACUACGAUAACGAUGACUUUGUGUUGGACAUUCUGAACGACGACAUCGUGGCGCAGGUCCGGAGUAAACUGCUAAAUGGCAGUAAGGAGCUCUUCGAGGCAUCGGUGACAGCGGUGAAAACAUUCCUGCAGGGGGAACCGUUCCGGGAGUUCGAAUCGUCGAUGUAUUUUCACAGAUACUUACAAUGGAAAUGGCUAGAGGCGCAGCCGGUUACUUACAAAACGUUUCGGAUGUACCGAGUCCUGGGCAAGGGGGGCUUCGGCGAAGUGUGUGCAUGUCAGGUACGUGCCACCGGCAAGAUGUACGCCUGCAAAAAGCUCGAAAAGAAGCGCAUCAAAAAGCGGAAAGGCGAAUCGAUGGUGCUGAUAGAGAAGCAAAUCCUGCAGAAAAUUAACUCCCGCUUCGUGGUGAACUUGGCGUACGCUUACGAAACCAAGGACGCACUCUGUCUGGUGCUGACGAUUAUGAAUGGUGGAGAUCUCAAAUUUCACAUCUACAACAUGGGUGGCGAUCCCGGCUUCGAGAUGAACAGGGCGCGGUUUUACGCCGCCGAGGUGGUCUGCGGGCUGGAACAUCUACACCAGAUGGGCAUCGUGUACCGGGACUGCAAGCCGGAAAACAUCCUCCUGGACGACACCGGACACGUGCGGAUAUCGGACCUGGGCCUGGCGGUGGAAAUUCCCGAGGGUGAAAUGGUCAGGGGGAGGGUUGGUACCGUUGGAUACAUGGCUCCGGAAGUCAUCGACAACGAAAAGUAUGCAUUUUCACCGGAUUGGUUCAGCUUUGGGUGCUUGCUGUACGAGAUGAUCGAAGGUCAGGCUCCGUUCCGGGCGCGGAAGGAGAAGGUGAAACGAGAGGAGGUCGACCGCCGGGUGAAGGAGGAUGCCGAAAAAUACUCCCACAAAUUUAGCGACGAUGCCAAAAUCCUGUGCCAACAGUUACUCAUGAAGGCCGUCAAGAACCGGCUGGGGUGCCGCAACGGUCGGUACGGUGCCCGGGAGGUCAAACUGAGCGGCUUUUUCAGCAGUAUUAAUUGGAAGCGGCUUGACGCGGGCGUUGUGGAACCGCCCUUUGUACCGGACCCACAUGCGGUAUAUGCCAAAGACGUGCUCGACAUCGAGCAAUUCUCGACGGUCAAGGGGGUGAAUCUGGACGCGACGGAUGAGAACUUCUACUCGAAGUUCAACACCGGUUCGGUGUCGAUACCGUGGCAGAACGAGAUGAUCGAGACGGAGUGCUUCCGGGAGUUGAACGUGUUCGGGCAGGACGAGUGCCCGACGCCUGACUUGCUCAUCAAUGCGCCGCCGGUGGUGGAGAAGCCCGGUUGCUUUCCGUUCCGAAGGAAGAAAAAGCAAUCCGCCCGCGAAAAGCCCGUUCCUUUCAACGAGAAAUUGCUUUCAUCUAGUCAGACCACGGUAACAGUCAGCUCGUCGCAGAACGAAAGCUGAUAGUGUGAUGGCCUAAGCCAGCCGCGUCAACCGCUAGAACGACAACAACAACAUCAACAGCAACAGCAAACUGAUGCACCAUCACCAACCAAGAUCUAACUGAACCAAAAAUGUCCCAGUAGCUCGGAAUUUUGUACAUUUACACUGAAGAAGGAGAUAGAAAAAAGGCGACGCAGCAGCAAAUCUCGAACAGCCAUCAUCGCCAUCGGAAGUCACGUGACUCCAGAAGCAACUCCAAAUCGGCACACAACUCUCACCCAAUGUGCAAUGUUGUGCACACAUUUUUAGCAACAAAUUACCAACCAAACAACCAGACGCGCAAAACGGCAAGAAGGAAUCGUACAAUUUCUUCUCGGGGUUUGUACACACGGUACUAGGAGAGCGAACUCAACCGUAGGAAAGGGUGCCACGUGGUCCUGUUCCUCGUUUGCAGGAAGGAACCGUUCAAGCCAACAAUCUUAAUCCGUACAUGCAAGAAAUAGUAGGAAGCAACCACUAGUAAAGAGGUAAAUUCUAGGAAGAAGUUGGUCGUAAAGAAGUUGAACAGUGCGCUCCGAAAGCGCGUAUGGCAGAAGCGCGAAAGAAGAAAUGGAAAUGUGUGCUUGUUGAAGAUUUUUACUUUCGAGUUGUUAUUAGGUUCUUUUUAAUUUCCGCAACAGAGAGAUGCACAAUCGUAAGCACAACAGCAGCAGCAACAGCAAUCAGCAACAGUGAUGAUUUGUUAUUUAUUUUAACAGGAGUUUCGAAUGUUUUAACCGUGAAUUUUAGGUUUCCUCUGUACAUAAUCGUUUCUAACGCCUAGGUAAAUUAUGGGCGCUCGCAAGAUGAGAAAGAGCCCCUCUUUCGGUUCUUCGAUCCACUUAUCGCGCUCAAAGUGUUUUUUAAGUAGCAUUUUUUUCUAUGUUUUAAAGCGACGUGAUUUUAAUUUACUAUAUAGUUGAUAGUAUGCAGAAAUGUGUUGGCACACGCGUGCACGUGAUCGAUCGUGAUCCAGCAUAUAAGUAGAAAUGGAAAACAUAACAAAUUGUAGAUUAUUACAAUGCACAAUGGGAAAAAUAUAUUUGGACUUCAUAUUCGGUGUACAAGGAAUGCCAUGAAACUUUAAAGAAAGAAUGAUAACAAUUCUAGAAUGUCGGAUGAAGUUUUACUUUUCAAAUGAUUCUUGAGUAAUUCAAGAAAUAUUCUACAGAAACUGAAGCAGUUUAAAAUAACUCUGAACUUGCUUAAGAAAGCUUCUGACCCACAUUUCUUUAAAUGUUUCUGGAGUAUCUUCACAGAUUCAGAAGUUAGUUCAGAAUUAUUUUAAAAAUGUUGGGAACAGUUUAGAAAUAUAAGCUUUCAAUAGAGUUCCAUUCAAGAUUUUUUCUAGCUUAGACAACAAUUUGAUAUGAAUUUUAUCUAUGUUUUUCCCAUUGCUCAGUGUACCUAAAACUAGAAUUAACAAUUAGUAAGUAACAGCAACUAGGAAGAAAGCAAGGAGAAAACAAGGAUAUGAAUAACUCAUAGGUGUUUUUGUAAGGUAAAAGAAAACAUUUUCCAACCCAAGGAAAAUAACCAAGUACAGCAUAAAUAGGCUUUUAAUCUUUCUCCCGUGCCCUCACCUGCACCCCGCCACCACCCACUACCGGAGCCGGUCGUGACACGGGGUGUAACGACGAGCUAUGGGAUGUGAUAGCAAGCAAAAUGUGUGUAGUAGUAGCUCACAGUUUUUAUUUCUCGCGAGAAUAGUGUGUUUUAUAUACCGAUUACGAGAGAAACCAAGUGCAAGACGAAGUAGACGAAUGUGUCCCCAGUUUGUAGAGGACUUCGAUGAUUCCGUUGUUAACGAAAAAAAAAAUGCGAAGGAGCAGUUCCCGAUAGAAUAUCCGCGUAAAUAGGCACAAAAAUAAGUCAACUUAAAACGUGUAGAAGAAGAAAGCCAAAAGAAUAGCGUGACUCGAAAACUCAAAUCAUACUCAUUUGAAUCGCAAGCGCACGCCAGAUGAGAUUAGUAACGAAGCAGCACAAAAACCUUUUUCGCUUAUAUCACACAUACACUUACAUCUUUAGAUUGAAAACA
This is a messenger RNA of Aedes albopictus (Asian tiger mosquito), 4120 nucleotides long. It is a transcript of the gene Gprk2, whose product is annotated as G protein-coupled receptor kinase 2. The record is from RefSeq and is a predicted model, not a curated record. Lineage: Eukaryota; Metazoa; Arthropoda; Insecta; Diptera; Culicidae. The transcript has 10 exons. Gene Ontology annotation, molecular function: G protein-coupled receptor kinase activity; ATP binding. Gene Ontology annotation, biological process: regulation of signal transduction; protein phosphorylation; signal transduction. The annotation marks the transcript as partial. Gene Ontology annotation, cellular component: cytoplasm.